CGCAAAACAAAAGCUAACCUAACGUAAAGGCCCAAUCGCCACGGGCAAAUUGGGGACUAUUAGGUGAGGUGACACCGCUUGUGUACUGAACGUGGAAAUGUUACCGAAAUGACGUAUGAAAACCUAAAAGUCUUACUUUUAAAGUAUGUCUACAGAAAGAACAAACUAUGCAAGUGAUAACAAUUGCAUAAGCUAAAGCUAACUCAAGCUAGCCCGUAAUAGGACAGCUAGUCUGUAGUUUAUAAGGAUACACGUUGAGCCUCUGGCCGAUGUCUUGGAUUAAGUUGGCGGCUUGUUGUCGGUAAGAAAGCUCCCUGUCAGCCUCGAUUCCGCUGCGUCGAGACGGCGUGUUUUCCAGCUGCUCCCGGGUGAAAAGCCAUUUCGUUGAGGGACCCCGGUGCACCGCCAUUACGCUCCGACAGCCAAGCCCGACCGGGUAGCAUCGGGAGGGAGCGAGGUGACUGGAGCACCGGAAGUACGUCAAGAAGGGCCGAAGCUGCUUCAAAACCGAUAGAAGCAGAGACCGGUAGCGGCAGCGAAUUGAAAGGGCUGACACUUCCGGGGUUGUGACGACAGAGGUGGCAACGUAACGUGACGUAACGGGUUGCUACCCACGAGGACAGGUCGCUAUGGCAACAUGAACGGCGUGGUGGGUCACGUGGACUUGAACAGCAUGUUGUCAUUAGAGGCCAGGUGACGUUUUAUCACCGUAGCGCCACUUUCUGCACCUGGAAAGCUUUUGUCUUGUGGACGUUUUUUGUGCUGGUUGUGCUUUUUCAUUUUGAUUUGACUUUAAAUAACAAUAUCACUCAGAAAAAUACUAUAGCCUUGUAUCCCCCGCCCACAUUAGAAGCGCACUUAUACAGUAGCACAAACUACACCCGUAAUAAUAAACAUGGCUGCACAGGUGUACCUAUAAAUAAGUAAAUAUUUGCAUAUUUUGUACAUUUAUCUUAAAGAUAUGAACAGUGUGUAACUUUUAUUGUUUGUUCAUUGUAGAAUGUCAAAGAAAAGAAACCUACUGUAUAUUACAAAUGAGCACAAGCAAUGAUGCCGUAAUGUGUCGCAAGUAGACAGGGUGUCUCCAUGCCCCUCCUCUCUCCCCCUCCCCGCCUGCGGGUCUGCCUCGGUCCGCACCUCUCACUCGGUUGAGACAUUGUUGGAGUUCCUCAUAGGAGCCGCAAAAAAACAGCACCGAGAUGACGGACUCCAAACCGCCCGACUCACCUUCCGCCCCGGAACCGGCUGUUGCAGAGGAGCCCCCGGCGGGAAACAGUCAGUGCGAGGAGAAGGAGCCCAUUGAAAAACAACAAGAAGAUCAGCAGGCCAACAGCGACGGUCAGGGAGAACUGUUCAAGAUGGACCAGGAGAUGAGGAUUACGGAGAGCAUAGAGGACGGAGGUCUUCUGGAGAGCAGCAUGCGCCUGAAACCACACGAAGCACAAAGUUACCGCAAAAAGGCGCUGUGGGUGUCUUGGGCAUCCAUCGGGGCGACGAUCAUCCUGGCCAUCGCUGCCUUCACCGUGUCCAUCAUGCGGCACAGUGCCUCUGCUUUUGGAUUCGCGUUUGAUGCGGUGCUGGAUGUCCUAUCCUCUGUCAUUGUGUUGUGGCGCUACAGCAACGCCGCCGCCGUCCACUCAGCUCAUCGGGAAUACAUAGCCUGUGUUAUCCUGGGUGUGAUUUUCAUCUUAUCAUCCAUGUGCAUUCUGGGUAAAGCCAUCCAUGACCUGGCCACCAAGCUGCUUCCUGAAGUGGAUGACUUCCUCUUCAGCGUUUCCAUCGUCAGCGGCGUGGUCUGUAUCAUCUUGUGUGUGAUCAAGUUCAUGCUGGGCAAGGUGCUCACGAGUCGGGCCCUCAUCACCGACGGGUUCAACUCUCUGGUGGGAGGCGUCAUGGGUUUCUCCAUCCUUGUCAGUGCGGAGGUGUUUAAGCACGAGCCAAAGGUGUGGUACCUGGAUGGGACAAUAGGUUUCCUCAUUGGGCUCAUCAUCUUCGCCUAUGGAGUCAAACUGCUGCUGGACAUGAUCCCACGAGUGAGACAAACCAGGAACUACGAGCGCUUUGAGUAACGCUCAACAGUCCGACGGGCUCACAGUGAAGAUGCGGAUGAGGUGGGAGGGACUGAAAGCUCUCCACAGCACCCCCCCCCCCCCUUCCUUGAGACACUGUAAACACUGCGUGCACCCAUGCCAGCAUCCUUUCCGUUCAAAGAAACGUGUGGAGGAAGUUGCCUGUUUUCCAAUUCAGUGUACAUCAACUUCAUUGGUGAUGAUUUACAUAAGGGGGGUACGAAACCCCCUAAAAUGUACUUUAACUAUAACUUUAACGAUGCUGAGACAGAGCAGCUUGGACUUGUAGGGCUCUGGAGUCGCACACGCUUCACGUGUUUAUUUUUCCCAUGGUUUCGAGAGUCCUCGAAUGUGGCAGGUCAACAUGUUGGAUGUUGUCCAUGUACUGCAAAAGCUGAGGAUGAGCGGUAUUUGUUUGCAUUUAUGUGAUUUGGCUUAAGGACUCAGACAUAUAGUACAUGCAGAAUUAUUGGUGUGCUUUUUACAUCAUCCAACAGUGGGUUUUAGGAUCAUUAGGCAUUUAGUUGACACACUGUGCAGUAUGAAGGAUUAUUUUGUUGAAUAUGUAGUAGCAACUGUCUAUCUGCAAGCACAUAAUGUAUUCAAUUGUUUCUGCAUGAUAAUGAUGAUAAUAAGUGAUGUCCUUGGAUUAGUUUUGUAUGAUUACAAAAUACAAAAACUCUCUCCAUAAA
This is a messenger RNA of Doryrhamphus excisus (bluestripe pipefish), 2761 nucleotides long. NCBI's taxonomy places the organism in Eukaryota, Metazoa, Chordata, Actinopteri, Syngnathiformes, Syngnathidae. The record is from RefSeq and is a predicted model, not a curated record.